Molecule: messenger RNA, 1423 nt
Organism: Elaeis guineensis (African oil palm)
Lineage: Eukaryota; Viridiplantae; Streptophyta; Magnoliopsida; Arecales; Arecaceae
Cellular component (GO): membrane
Molecular function (GO): oxidoreductase activity
Source: RefSeq, a predicted model, not a curated record
UUUUAUUUUCUUUUUCUUUUUCUCUUUUAUUACUCCUAGUGAUCCCCGCGGCCGGCCAAGUCUCAACGAUAUUAUAAUUGCGAUCGAUUAUAAAGCUCCCUUCUUUUCUGCUCCCAACCACAGCCUCCGGUCGGGUGAGAGAGAGAAGAAGAUGUUGGCCCUGGUCCUGGGCGCCCUCUUCUUCGCCGUGACCGCAGCUCUCCUCCUUAAAUUCGCCACCGCCGAUGGCGAUUUCACUCUGGUAUCAAGAGGGCCGGCAAAACGAGAAGAAGUGGAGGGCAAGGUUGUUUGGAUUACGGGUGCAAGCCGUGGAAUUGGGGAGAUUCUUGCAAGGCAAUUUGCAAGUUUAGGAGCAAAGGUUAUACUUUCUGCUCGCAAUACUGUGGAACUUGAACGGGUCCAAAAUGAACUUAUCAGUAAAUAUUCACCUAGUAGAGUUGAAGUUUUGCCUUUGGAUUUGUCAUCUGGUGAAGAGUCGCUCAAAGAAGCAGUACAGAAGGCAGAAUCGUUAUUUUCUGGUGCUGGUGUAGAUUAUAUGGUUCACAAUGCAGCCUUUGAACGCCCUAAGAGAAAAGCUAUUGAAGAAACUGAGAAAGGUCUUCAGACCACUUUUAAUGUAAAUGUCUUGGGAACAAUAACUCUUACUCGCCUUCUUGCACCUUGUAUGUUGAAAAGAGGGAGAGGCCAUUUUAUCGUGAUGAGCAGUGCAGCUGGAAAGUGUCCUGCACCAGGUCAGGCCAUCUACUCUGCUUCCAAGCAUGCUCUAAAUGGAUAUUUUCAUACUUUGCGUUCUGAGCUAUGUCAGAAGGGCAUUAAGGUCACCAUUGUUUGUCCUGGACCCAUAGAAACAUCAAAAGUUUCUGGAGAAAGCUCAUCUGGCCAAAGUGGUUCUUCUGAGAAGCGUGUGUCAUCAGAAAGAUGUGCUGAGCUAACAAUUGUUGCAGCAACUCAUGGGCUAAAAGAGGCUUGGAUAUCGUAUCAGCCCGUACUGCUAGUUAUGUACUUGAUACAGUACAUGCCAACCAUUGGUUACUGGUUCAUGGAUAAGAUUGGUGCAAAUCGGCUGGAUGCUGCGGAACGGAAGGGCAACACUUACAGUUGGAAGUUGUUCUUUGGUCGAAAGAAGAAAUCAGCAUGAUUGCUUGUUGCAUUUUUUGGCAAGCUGACGUGAGGCACGGUCCGGUGAAUACUCUGCAUCUGAUCAUCUUUUACUUCUGGCUGUGCUUUCUUCUUGCUUCUGUUCUUAAGCUAAACAAUCUGCCCCCAUGAAAUGUGAACGUUAAUUUUGUAAGGGUCCAAAUCACAGCUUUUGUUUUACACAUUCAUCAUUAAAAGCUCCAUGAAUCAUGUAGACCUCGUUGUGUAAUUAUACCAAGAGAUUUGCAAAUCCCGGCCUCAAAGUUUAUCAAUUUUUCUAUGGCCA